Messenger RNA from Podarcis lilfordi (Lilford's wall lizard), 11175 nucleotides. The record is from the annotation of a GenBank genome assembly. NCBI's taxonomy places the organism in Eukaryota, Metazoa, Chordata, Lepidosauria, Squamata, Lacertidae.
AUGGCGAAUAUGGGAUUCUUCGAGCUGCUGAUGAAGAAGAAGGAGGUAAGUUUUAAAGCAGAUGCAGGACUGACACCAGAUGGAUGGAGUCUGGGUUAUCAUCCGUUCCUCUGCAUAUAAGCAUAUAUGCAUAUAUAUGCACCUUGUUUCCCAAACGACAAAAACCCAAAAGUAAGUGUUCCAGCUUGCAAACGUUUUUCAGAAGCCGAAUGUCAGAUCCAGCUGUCAGCUAUUUUUUCUGGGGCGCCUGCACCAAUCAGAAGCUGCGCCUUGGUUUUCUAACAGACUUCCAGAACGGAUUAAGUUUGGCGCUUUUGUUUUUGCUAUUUAUCUUGUGUUUUUGAGGCUUUUUUGGUUCAUUUGUUUUUGUGACUGUGUGGAACCCAGUUCAGCUAUUGAUUGAUUAAUUGAUUUUUGUGUGACUGUGGAAAUGGAUAAAAGCCCCCCAUCCAAAGAAUGACUAUCAUCAGUGCAGGUAAGAAAAAAUAAUAAUUUUAAUUUUUGUCAUCUAUAAUACUGUCUUAUUUAUUUUAUAGUACAGUACAUUGAUUAUUGCUUUCAUUUUAUGGAUCAAUGGUCUCAUUACAUAGUAAAAUUCAUGUUAAAUUGCUGUUUUAGGGGUUGUUUUUAAAAGUCUGGGCCGGAUUAACCCAUUUUGCAUUACUUUCUAUGGGAAAGCGCGCCUUGGUUUUGGAACGCUUUGGUUUUGGAACAGACUUCCAGAACGGAUUAAGUUUGAGAACCAAGGUACCACUGUAUAAGGUUCUUCAUUGAGCCAAGCAAGGAGAAUGCAAGCACUGGGGAGAGAGAUUUUCUGAGAGUCAUCUCCUCCUCACUUGUCAUCCUUUCAAACUCGUCUUUAGAGGAGGUAAAAGGUAAAGGUAAAGGGACCCCUGACCAUUAGUCCAGUCGUGUCCAACUCUGGGGUUGCGGCGUUCAUCUCGCUUGAUUGGCCAAGGGAGCUGGUGUACAGCUUCCGGGUCAUGUGGCCAGCAUGACUGAGCCGCUUCUGGCGAACCAGAGCAGCGCACAGAAAUGCCAUUUACCUUCCCGCCAGAGUGGUACCUAUUUAUCUACUUGCACUUUGAUGUGCUUUCGAACUGCUAGGUUGGCAGGAGCAGGGACCGAGCAACGGGAGCUCACCCCGUUGCGGGGAUUCGAACCGCCAAUCUUCUGAUCGGCAAGUCCCAGGCUCUGUGGUUUAACCCACAGCGCCACCCGCGUCCCUCUUUAGAGGAGGGAUGGCACUUAAUUUACGUAAGACCCAUACAUCACCUCGAUGUUGCUAAGAGAAAUCCCUGUCUUCCUUCUCUCUUCCAGCUGAUUCCUCUGAUUGGAUUCGUGGGAUCUGCUGGAUGCUUCGCAGUCUAUUCCAGCUGGCACUCUCUGAGAAAACCUGAUGUUGUGUAAGCAACACAGCCCUUCUUUCAUCUUAAAUCAGCCACAGGAUUUUUUUAAUGUGGGGUUGGGAGCUUAUUUCCAAGUAGAUGUAUUUUAAACUGGGCUAUAAGGACCAGUUUUGUAAAAGUGAUUAAAGGGGGUGGGGCCCCUGUAAUAAUACAGUUAAAUACAAGAAGUCAUUUCACCAUAUCUGAUCAUCAAUACAUUUCAUUUUUAGUUUUAAUAAGUCUGGCAACCAAGAACCAUGGCAAGAUGUGGAUUUUACCAAGCCCCAGAAGGUAAUGAAAAUGCUUGACCAAGAAAUGAAUGGUUAUAGUUCCUAAGUAUAUUGUGGGUUUUCAUUCAGAAAUAUUAGCGAUUUUUCAUAUAGGCUGAUGUGUUAAUAGAGUGGUUGUACAAGUGGUGAACUUUUGCUAAAUACAGAGAUUUGGACACAAUGCCACCUUUAAUGUUUGUAAACUGCAGUGCGAUCGCUCUUGAUGAAGGAUGGUUUUCGUGUGAUAAAGUGAAGAAGGGCUUGACUUUGGCUAUCUCAUGGCCAAUAUUAUUUGAAUGGUUUACGUAGUAAAGAUCUAGUUUAUAAUGUUUUAAUUACUGCAUUUGUUGGUCAUUUUAUAUAUACCGUAUUUUUUGCUCUAUAAGACUCACUUUUUCCCUCCUAAAAAGUAAGGGGCAGUGUGUGUGCGUCUUAUGGAGCGAAUACAGGCUGCGCAGCUAUCCCAGAAGCCAGAACAGGAAGAGGGAUCGCUGCUUCGCUGCGCAGCGAUCCCUCUUGCUGUUCUGGCUUCUGGGAUUCAGAAUAUUUUUUUUCUUGUUUUUCUCCUCCAAGAACUAGGUGUGUCUUAUUGUCCGGUGCAUCUUAUAGAGCGAAAAAUAUGGUAUAUAAGCGUCUCUAAGUGACUUAAUAAGAAGGUAAAAUGCAAACAGGAAAAAUGUACUGUAUUAAAAGCCAAAUUUCUUUAUUAUUUUUUUUAAAUGAACUAUACAUUACAAAAUUCCUAAAUUGCUCAACCAACAAUACAGUAUGAAGAGCAAUGGCUUACUCCAUAUAUAGCUUCUUGUGUAAUGAAAAUCAUGAAUGUACAAAUUACCCAAUAUUUUGGGGGAAAUUGCUACUAGAUAAUUGGGUUGGUGUUUGCAUUUUUUAACAUGUUGCUCUUUCGUCUCUUUGUCUUGAAAUGCCUGGUAGCAUAUAACUAUAAACCAGCAAUGGAAGCCCAUCGAAGAGCUGGAGAAAGUAAGAAAAAUAACAAAGGGAUGAGAUGUCAUUGCUUUGAAACGUGGAGUUCAGUGAGCUAUAUUCUAUCCAUUUGUGAACUUUAAAAAGAGUCGGCUUAUUUUUCUCUGAAAUAAUACUGUAAUUUGCAUUUUCAAUAAACUUGGAGUUUCAGUUUAAAGUUAGGUCAGCAAACAGAAUUUCCUUUUUGGUUAACAGGGGCAAAGAUCAAUCCUAGCAUGGUUACAAUCCUUUAUGGUUAUUAUUAUUAUUGUUGUUGUUGUUGUUGUUGUUGUUGUUGUUGUUGUUAUACUGUGGAGCAGGGACUCUUAAAUUAGUUCUCUAACUUCAGCUGAUUGAGUCUCUUUAAUCUUUACUUCGGAGAAAUAUCUGGGUUUCUUUCUACCUGCCUUUGUGUUGAUACACUUUCCUUUUUGGAAAAUACUUAAAAAGAACAAAUUUCAUUCUCCCAGGUUUUUUCCACGUGAGAUAAGAAAAUGCACAAUCACAAAAUGCACAAAAAUUGAUUUACCCCAAAACUGCUUCUAGUCCCUGGAAGGAGCUUUCUAUUUCAACCCACGGAACGUUUCCUUGAGGAGUUUAAUAACAGCCACGAGAGAUGGGGACAAUUUUUGUCAGGACUGCAAGAGCAGAGGAAAGGCGUUGCUUUCAUAGUCUGCUUUUCCUCUUAGUUGCUUAGUGUGGUGCACAGAAUUCUCCCUCUCCACAUUUUAUCCGCACAACAACCCUGAGACACCACAACCAACCCAAGAUGAUGUCCGGCUGAUGGCUCAUGCCCAGUUCCACUUGUUCCAUGCCUUGAAAGCAAACCACAUAACCAGCUGGAAAAUCAGCCUUUCAGGAGUCCUUAAGCACCUGCUUCUGAUUAAUAAGAAAAACUGGCCCAGUCCUCCCUGCAGAAGCUAUUAAAACAACCCAAAGAAAUGUGAUACAUAGGCAGAAAAGGAUUAGUUCACUUGCUGCUCCCUUUCUUGUAAGUCCUAAGUGCAGUUCAUUUAUUUAGCAAAGCUAAGCAGGGUCUGGUAUGGUUUCAGAUUGGAUGGGGAACAACGUGUUGAGAUUUCUUCAUCGCAAGAGGUUGGGCUAGAUGACCCCUGAGGUCCCUUCCAACUCUCUAUAAUUUUAUAUUCCUUCUUCUCCCCAAAUUGGGAUUCAAGGCAGCUCCCAGUGUUUAAAGCAUCAUACAAAGUAAUAAAAAAAAAGCUAGUUUCAGACAAUAAUCAAAAUGCAUCAGAAGCACAUUUAGAACCGCCAGGCAAAAACGUUCAUUUUUAACCAGGCAUUUGGUUGAUUUGAUUUGACAUCCUAUGCCCUUUUUAAAUGUUUUGCGGGGGGGGGUGUUAUUGGUUUGUUUUAUAUUUUGAUUUUAUUCUGUGAACCGCCCUGAGACCUCUGGGUAUAGGGUGGUAUAUAAAUUCAAAUAAUAAUAAUAAUAAAUAAAUCCAAGCGAUUUGCUGCUUCUCCCAUGGUUUUCUGUUUGCCCCACCACAUUCCACAGGAAAACCUGCUCUUUAGUGCUGAAUCGGAGCGAUCAAUCCGUGGGAAAUGCAGUUGACAUUUGCGCCAAUUCAGCGUAAAGAAUGGAUUUCCCCUGGGAAAUUUGAUGGGAAAAGCUGAAGUCUGGAUGAGCGCUGCAUGGGGAUUCACACCCUGCUCUAACAGGUCCUAGUCCAACAUCCUAACUACAGCCACACUGCCCAAUCUUGAUUACUGCUUUGACCAAAAUUGCCUUGCCACCGCUACUGGUAUUUGGUUUAAUUGGAUCCUAAGCCUAUUUAUUGAGCACAUAGCUGAACUGAGAUUAGAAACAAAAAUGUCCUUGUGGCUCAGAGCUCAUAUUCAACAGCAACAUCAAGUCAGUACUGAGAAAAAACAUACCAGUAAUCCAAACAUACAGAAAAUAUUCUACAAAUUCAGCAUGUGUACAUUUUGAAUCCGAGAAUUCUUGGCACCUGGAUUGGUUUUGUUUUUUGGGGGGUUUUUUUGCUGCCUUCUUUCUAGGUGGUAGUUUCCCCAAUAUAUUGCUCAUUUUUCUGCACUCUUUUUUUUUAUUCUCAUGUAUUUUUUUAUGCAGUUCAGAGCAUGUUAGCGGGAUAGGCACAGGCUUGAGAGCCAAACGACAUGUUAUGUGUGGGAGAUCUAUUCUCCUGACAAGUUGAUAUUUACUUCAGAGAAAAUAUACAGGGCAUCAACAUUUGUUCGGAGAAGGGAGGAAUCUCCUCCCCCCCCCCCCGCAGCAACAACCGCUUGACCACAAGUGUUAUGUACUGAAGUUCUCACCCUGGGCCAGCAGGGGGAUACUGUAGAUAGUUUUCACUCAGGUCCACAUAUGCAAAUAAGGGAUUGAAAGUGACGUUCAGUGAUUGGAUAGUUACAGAAAGUUAUUACAGUUACGUUGUACUGGAGCUCUAUAUAAACAGGCUGGCUGAACCCUUCAGUUCAGUUUUGUUCUGGCCUGUGAAUAAACAAGAGCUGUUUGAAGAAUCGCUGUGUCGUCUGAUAUGUUCACCCACAACUUAACAACAAGAGUCUGGGUAUGGGGUCUUUUCUCGUCCUUUCUGUCAAGCUGAGAUUUUCCCCGCCUGGCCAUUUCUGGGGGGCUUCAUUUUCUUUCCACCUGUGAAAAUGUGCUCUCUCCAUUAAUGUACAUUAGCUGUGUACAGGUGUGGAGCUUCACAUUCAAAUUAUACAGGGGUCAGGAAACUUUUUCAGCAGGGGGCCGGUCCACUGUCCCUCAGACCUUGUGGUGGGCUGGACUAUAUUUUGGAGGGGAAAAAUGAACGAAUUCCUAUGCCCCACAAAUAACCCAGAGAUGCAUUUUAAAUAAAAGGACACAUUCUAUUCAUGUAAAAACACGCUGAUUCCCGGACCGUCCACAGGCCGGAUUUAGAAGGCGAUUGGGCCGCAUCCAGCCCCUGGGCCUUAGUUUGCCUACCCAUGACAUACAUGAUCUUAGAAAAUAACGUAACCUCUCACGCACCACCCACUUUCCAUAUUGUGUGACCCCACCCACCUUUUACUCCACCUUGCAGGGGCAUUUGGUACAGAAUGGCAUUAUAAACAAAGGAGAUACAGCAUUGUAUUCUGUAGGUAAAAGGUAAUGGACCCCUGGAUGGUUAAGUCCAGUCAAAGGCGACGAUGGGGUUAGGGCACUCAUCUCGCUUUUCAGGCUGAGGGAGCCAGCGUUUGUCCACAGACAGCUUUCUGGGUCAUGUGGCCAGCAUGACUAAACCGCUUCUGGUGCAACGGAACACCAUGUCGGAAAACGGAGCACACAAAAAUGCCAUUUAGCUUCCCAGCGCAGCUGUACCUAUUUAUCUACUUGCACUGGUGUGCUUUUGAACUGCUAGGUUGGCAGGAGCUGGGACAGAGCAACGGGAGCUCACUCUGUUGUGGGGAUUCAAACCACCGACAUUCCGAUCAGCAAGCCCGAAAGGCUCAGUGGUUUAGACCACAGCACCAUCUGCGUAUUCUGUAUUCUGUACUCUGUACAGUAUGCCCCAAGAGCAGCUAUUGUGUUUGUUGAAAAUGCCAGUAGAGUACAGCCUUGCAACAGAAAAGGACCUCAGUGUAGAUUGGGGAAAUCUGGCAGAGCCAUUACCUAAGCGCCAGGACAGAAUGACUAAGACAGGGGUGACCAACUCCCAAGAGACUGCGAUCUACUCACAGGGUUAAAAACUGGCAGUGAUCUACCCCAUUUUGGGGGGUUCAGGUCAAAGUUGUUGAGCUUCUUUGGGGGGAGCCAGUGAUCUACCUGUGAUCUAACCACAACAGUCCAGUGAUCUACUGGUAGAUCACGAUCUACCUGUUGGACGUGCCUGCACUAAGAGACCUAAAAUAAAUAAAUAAAGAUUCAUCCUGCGAUUGUGUCAUGCUUUAUGAUGAAUGUCUGAAGCACAAGCAAAACAGGCACUGAAUAAUAAAGUUAUACCUCUGAAGUAGGGGAAACUCCGGCAUGCAGGCACACAGCCCAAAAUGGGUAUGGGACAAGGGGCCCUUUUGCACAGCACAGAUUCAUGGAGGGCAGGGCUAUCUUUCCCCGGUGACUAUGCUCUGCCUCCAUAGCCAGAGGUAGGAAGCUUCUGAACAGCAAUUACUGAAAACUGCAGGAGGGGAGAUAAUUGUCACACUCAAGUCCUGCUUGUGUGCUCAGUGGGAAACUGUUUUAACUGCUAUAACAAGGGGGUCUCUGGGUCCCCCCCCCCCUUUAUAUUUUCCCUUCUACACGGUUUCAGUUUCUCUUUCUCUCUCUUUUAUUUACGUCUUACAAUGUUUAGUGCACAUAUAAUUAUGCUUUUGAACUUUCAAUAAAGAUGUUAAAAUAAAAUAUCUCCAGGCAAUCUAAUGAUCUCCAGGCAAUUUCUCCAACAAGGCAAAGCUCUUUCCAUACUUUUAAAAAUUUUUAUUUAUGCUUUUCAGGUUUAUAGCUUUCACUAAUUUUACAAUUACUUUAACAUUUCAAAACUUGACCUCCUUCCCCCUCUUUCUGCAGUUCCUUAAAUUUAUUUUUAAUAUCUUCUGCAUAUCCAAAUUAACUUUAUUUGCUCAGUUUUUCAUCUACUUUAUUUAAUAUAUACGCUUAAGAAACGGCAGGUUAUUAAUAAUCCUGCCAAUGUUCUUAUCUGUUUACAAUUGAUCUGUAAAUAUUCAAUAAACCAUUUCCAUUCUUUUAUUAAAAGUUUGUUAUCUUGAUUUAUUAUUCUUCCAGCAGGUUUUGCCAUUUCUUCCAGUAAGUUUCGACAUAGCUCUUUCCAGACUAUUAGUCAGUUUUUAAAAACUGGCUUAUAAACCUUGCCAGGGGGAGGAUAAUUGCACUUGAGACUUGGGCGGUAUACACAUUGUACAUUUCAAAGUGCAGGGCUUCCUCCAAAAAAACCUGGGAAUUGUGCUUGCGACGAUGGGGUUGUGGCGCUCAUCUCACUUUCAGGCUGAGGGAGCCGUUGUUUGUCCAAAGACAACUUUUCGGGUCAUGUGGCCAGCAGGACUAAACCACUUCUGGCACAACAGGACACCGUGACGGAAACCAGAGCACACAGAAACACCGUUUACCGUCCUGCCACAGCGGUACCUAUUUAUUUACUUGCACUUUGACAUGCUUUCGAACUGCUAGGUUGGCAGGAGCUGGGACAGAGCAACGGGAGCUCACCCAGUCGCAAGGAUUCGAACCACCAACCUUCUGAUCAGCAAGCCCAAGAGGCUCAGUGGUUUAGACCACAGCGCCACCCGCAUCCCUUAUGUGUAGGGAGUGCCAGUGUUGCAAGGCUUAGGGGCAGAAGCAGCAAGAGGAACCCCACAUGUUGAAGUUGUAGUUGUUGUUUAGUCGUUUAGUCAUGUCCGACACUUCGUGACACCAUGGACCAGAGCACGCCAGGCACUCCUAUCUUCCACUGCCUCCCACAGUUUUGUCAAACUCAUGCUGGUAGCUUCAGAACACUGUCCAACCAUCUCGUCCUCUGUCGUCCCCUUCUCCUUAUGCCCUCCAUCUUUCCCAACAGCAGGGUCUUUUCCAGGGAGUCUUCUCUUCUCAUGAGGUGGCCAAAGUAUUGGAGCCUCAGUUUCACGAUCUGUCCUUCCAGUGAGCACUCAGGACUGAUUUCCUUCAGAAUGGAGAGGUUUAAUCUUCUUGCAGUCCAUGGGACUCUCAAGAGUCUCCUCCAGCACCAUAAUUCAAAAGCAUCAUUUCUUCUGCGAUCAGUCUUCUUUAUGGUCCAGCUCUCACUUCCAUACAUCACUACUGGGAAAACCAUAGCUUUAACUAUACGGACCUUUGUUGAAUUAAUGCACAUUUAUUAUUAUGGUUAUUUUACAUCCCUAGAUCUUAGGCCGGUUCACAAAUCUAAAAUCACAAUAUGAACAAAACCAAAACCAACGUGCCUAUUAAUUUAAUGGAGGGGCAGGUAAUCUAACUACCCCAUCGCUUCCUGUAACAAGGGGCACUUCAUCUCCCUCCGAUUACCGGGGUGGGAAUCAGACUCCCUCCUCCAGUGGCGCAGCUGCGCGAAUCCAGCAGGGGGCGCCCCACCCCUGCGCAACGCGCAACCCAUUGGCAGGAUCCCGGUGCGGUUCCUGCGCUGGGUGUCUCGUCCGGACUACGUGACUUGGGCCACAUCCAGCCCUUUGGGCGUUAGCGGGCUAUAUAAAGGGGAAGCGACGUCCUGCUUAACUUCAGUGCGGAUCCAGCCAGCCAGGUUAUCAUUGCGGGUGUGUAUUUGUUGCACCUGAACGGACGUAUUAAAUUGGGAAGGGGGAGCGCCAAGGGAUGCGGGCGCCUCUCCCCCUGAGUGGUACCCAGCAUGCUGACUGAUGAUGAUGGACCUUGCUUUUUUCUCCCAGGUGUGCGCCUGCUUCUCACCAUGGCGAACAAGGGAUUCUUCCAGCUGCUGAUGAAGAAGAAGGAAGUAAGUUUGAGAGCAGAUGCAGGGAUGGUGGUGCCAGACGGAUGGAGUCUGGCCAAGGAGAAGCGGGAGCAUCCUUGGGAUGGACGGAGAAGUCCUUCUCCUUGCGAGGAGGGGCUGGGAAAAGAGGCUUUUGGCUAAGCAUCUGCCCCUCCUCCCUCGCCAUCCUUUCCAAGCGCAUCUUUGGAGAGCAGAGACGGAGCUUAACUUUUAAGGAUUUGCUUAAGCAUCGCCCAGACCUUGCUAAUUUUUUUUUGGGGGGGGACACCCCUGACUUUCUUCUGUCUUCCAGCUUAUUCCUCUGAUCGGGUUUGUGAGUUUUGCUGGAUUCGGAGCCACCUUCGCUGGCUGGAACGCGUUGAGAAAACCCGAUCUGAUGUAAGCUCAUCCUUCCUUCAGCUUUGAAGGAACUUUGAAUUCGGGAGUUUUGUUUCCAAGUAGAUGUGUUUUAAACGGGGCUAUAAGAUCCUGCUUCGUAGAAAUGCACUAAUUUUUAAUUUAAAGAAACCUUUAAAAGUAUAACUAAUUACAGGAUGCGAUUUCUGAUCAUGACAUUUCAUUUUUAGUUUAAGAAAGUCUGACCCAGAACCGUGGCAAUAUGUGGAUCCGACCAAACCCCAGAAGGUAAUGAAAAUACUUGACCAAGAAAUGAAUUAUUAUAGGGCAUUUAGUCCCUAAGUAAAUGGUGGGGUUUUGUACAGAACUAUUAGCCGGGUGUGUGGUUGAUUUUUUUUAAGAAUUGCUAAUGUGUCAACAGAAUUGUAGUAUAUAGAGGAGCAUUGAGUUAAAGUAUUAACUUAUGCACUAUUUGCACCUGCGUUUCAAAAUUCUGCAACUUAUUUCGAGUGGAAAUUUUGGUUAUGGAAAACGUAAACUAAUUUGUAAAUUACUAGCCUCAUAAUAAUUUUUCCAUAAGCCUUGUUUGAGCAAAGGAAUCUUGCACCUGCCGAAAACAAAAGAAGAACAUUAAAAUUGAUUGGAAUUGGUUUUUUGUUGCUUUUAUUAAAAUUUUCUCAUAAAUUUAAACUGCUCUGGCAACAUAGUAUUAUUAUUAUUAUUAUUGUAAUAUAAUUCAGUAUUCUAUCAGCUUCCAAAAAUUUUGAGUCACUUCUCCAUUAAGAAAAUGACCAGGGUGCCUGCUCCUUCCUCCUUUAAAAUAGAGGACACAAUCCAUGAAAAAAUAAGCACCACAUAGCAUGUACUUUGCUCUUUCCCAUUAUUUUAUUUUACUGCGGCUGCAAUCCUAAUCCCUCUUACAUGAGAACAAACCUCAUUAAAAUGCAAGAAGACAUAUUUCUGCAUAGACAAGGAUAGAAUUGCACUGUAAAAAUGCUCUCUAACAUUAAUGCUGCUCAGAAUAGAUUCAUUUAUGUCAGUGAAUUUACUUGUGAGUAUGAGCUAGGUGGAAAUCACCCUUCAGCCAAAAAUACACUUUUGUUUGUAUCAUGCUCUGAGCAAUUUAUUCUUUUAUUUUGUACAAUUGAUGGCUUUUGGCUAAAUAAUAAAGAUCUGGACCCAAUGCCACGUUUAAUGUUUGUGAACUGCAAUGUGAUCGCUCUUGAUGAAGGGCAGUUUAAAAGUGGGAUAAAUCAUGCUCAUAAUUAUGACAAAGAUUUACAUUCCAGUGCUAUUUUUCUAGAAAAAACAAGUGCCGGAACUCACCAUGAACACCUGCCUUGCUCUCUUAUAAUGGCAAUGGCUGAAAAAAAAGCUUUGCAUCUAGUAAAUAUAUAGUUUAUAUGAUGAUGAUUAAGUGCAUUUAUUUGUCCCUUAAUAAAAAUAGUCUCAAAGUGACUUAGCAACAAGAUAAAAUAGAAACAGGUAAAAUAAAUUAAAAUCCAGAUUUUUAAAGGAGUACUAUGCAAAAUGCUCAACUGCUCAUCUGAAUAAUACGAUAAGAAGGACGAUGGCUUGCUUCUACGGUUAGCUGCCCGUGUAAUGAAAAUCAUGAAUGUACAACAUAACUGGUAUUUGGGGAGAAAUUGCUACAUGAUAUGCUUUGAGUUUGGGUUGGGUUUGUUUUAACACUUUGCUCUUUUUCCCUUGUUUUUGUCUUAAAAUGCCUGGUAGCAUCUAACAAUCAACCAGCAAUGGAAGCCCAUAGAAGAACUGGAGACAGUUCGAGAAAUGACGAAGCGAUGA